This is a messenger RNA of Cajanus cajan (pigeon pea), 860 nucleotides long. Lineage: Eukaryota; Viridiplantae; Streptophyta; Magnoliopsida; Fabales; Fabaceae. The record is from RefSeq and is a predicted model, not a curated record.
UAAUGUUAAUCCACCACCUGAUAAUGAAGACUUAAAUGAGGAGGACCCGCCACUUGAUGAUCAUCCUUUAAUUAAACCUACUCAUAAUGGGUUUCUCCCAUCAAAGACUGCAUCAAGUGCUAUCACACAGACCAUGCAUUAAGCAGCAAUAUCAUUCACCCUGGGUCACAUGGGGAGAAAUUCCCCAGGCUGAUAAAGAUAUUUUCUUUCAACAUUUUAAGAGGAUGGUGAAAUGAAGUCCUGAGCAUGAAAGUAAUAUCAAAAAAAUUUCAAUGCAAAAGCUUCUCAUAGACUUUCUGAGAUGUUUAUGGAUGCCCGGAAGAAAAAUGAGAAACCAGAUUGGAUUGGAGAUCGUGUGUGGAAAUCUUUAUUAGAAUAUUGGAAUGAACCUACAUGUCGUACAAAGUGUACACAAGCAUACAAAAAUAGAGCAUCUGAAAAGGGUGGAAGUAUGCACACAUGUGGCUCCAUUAGUAUGAAUGGACAUGCCAUUCGCAUGGAAAAGGAGCUUGGUUGACCUGUACACCAUGAUGAACUCUUUCAGCAAACUCAUAUACGAAAAGACACUGGAAGAUUUUGAAGCUAGAUUUUCUCAAGUUAUAUUUGAGGUUGGAUCCACUAUUGGCACCUCAGAACGCACCCCUUUAGACCCUAUUGAGGAGGAUAGACUUAGGAGUCAAUGUUGGAAUGCAGCUAUUGGUGAAAAAUACAAGGGACGUCGUUAUGGUACAGGAGAUCUUUAUGAGAUUGAGGAUAGCAGCUUUGUGGGGACAUCUUUAAGUCAGUCUUAGAAUACACAAGAGAUUUCUCAGUUGACACAACGAGUUUUAGCUAAUGAGGAAGAGAUGCGUUAGAUGCGC